Messenger RNA from Miscanthus lutarioriparius, 1260 nucleotides. The record is from the annotation of a GenBank genome assembly. NCBI's taxonomy places the organism in Eukaryota, Viridiplantae, Streptophyta, Magnoliopsida, Poales, Poaceae.
AUGGCGACUGCCGAGCACACGUCGUCGUCGUCGUUGCCGUUCCGGCAGCGUCGACCUGCCGGAUGUGCCACGGUCAUGGCGGCAACGCUCCUGGCCCUGCUGGCCGCCUUCGGCCGCUUACCUGUGGCAGUGGCGGCGGACUCUUCUCCGGAGCUCAUCGAGCUGACGCUCCUCACCGGCGCACGGGAGAAGGGCGCAGUGUGCUUGGAUGGAAGCCCGCCGGGUUACCACUUCCAGAGAGGCUUCGGCUCCGGAUCCCGCAGCUGGAUCGUCUAUCUUCAGGGAGGAGCUUGGUGCAGCAGUGAUAACACCACAGAAACUUGUUCUGAGCGUAAAAUGACCUCCUAUGGUUCGUCCAAGCUUAUGGAAGCAAUGACCUUUGAUGGGAUAUUCAGUAACCAGCAGCCACAAAAUCCCGAUUUCUACAACUGGAAUAAAGUCUUUGUAAGGUAUUGCGAUGGGGCGUCAUUUUCUGGGGACGCGGAGGGUGAAGCACAGGAUGGAACUAAACUGUUCUUCAGAGGAUCGCGCAUCUGGGACGCAGUCGUCGAUGAACUCAUGGGAAAAGGGAUGGACACUGCUAAACAGGCCUUGCUUGCAGGCUGUUCUGCUGGUGGUCUAGCUACACUAGUGCACUGCGAUAAUUUUCGUGCAAGAUUUCCUCAGGAGGUUCCGGUCAAAUGCCUUCCUGAUGGUGGAUUCUUUCUUGAUGUAAAGGAUUUAUCAGGAGAAAGGCAUAUGCGAUCGAUCUUCAACGGAGUUGUUCAGCUUCAGAAUGUUAGCAAAGUUUUGCCCAAGGACUGCCUGGCAAAGAAGGAUCCAACAGAGUGUUUCUUCCCUGCUGAACUUAUCAAGAGCAUCAGCACCCCCACGUUUAUUGUGAACUCAGAAUAUGAUUCUUGGCAGAUUGCAAAUGUUGUUGCGCCAGACGGAUCGUAUCCUGGAGACACAUGGUCGAACUGCAGAGCUAAUAUUCGGAACUGCAGUUCCAAGCAGAUCGAUGUGCUGCAUGGAUUCAGGAGGGAACUCAUCAGGGAGCUGAAGGUUGCUGAAGGUGAACGGGACUGGGGGCUGUUCAUCGAUUCAUGCUACACCCACUGCCAAACUCAAUCGAGCGACUCAUGGCACUCGCCCACCUCCCCAAGGCUUGGUAAUCAGACUGUUGCAGAGGCUGUUGGGGACUGGUACUUCGGCAGAAGGCGAGUGGUGAAACAGAUCGACUGCAAGUACCCGUGCAACCCAACAUGUAGCAGCCAGUAG